GUGGAAAAUGCAGAAACUACAACAACCUUUAGAUUUUUCUCUCAAGGAAACCUUCCCCAAAAUUGGGACAAGGGCAGGGGAAAUCACAAGGGACAAGCUUUCUUGCACCUAUGACCUUGUUGAGCACAUGCAAUACCUCUAUGUUCAUGUGGUCAAAGCCAAGAAUUUAUCUGUGUAUGAUGAUGUUUGUACUAUUGAUCCCUAUGUUGAAGUCAAGCUUGGAAACUACAAGGGCUCUACCAAGUGGUUUCAGAAUGAGUCCAAUCCUCAAUGGAAUCAAAUUUUUGCUUUCUCCAAAGAUAGUAUUCAAGCUUCAGUUCUGGAGCUUGCUGUCAAAGAUCAUGAUGCUGUUGUUGAUUAUGAUGACAUGGUAGGGAAAGUAGUGUUGGACCUGAAUGAAAUACCAAAACACGAUAGCCCCUUGGCUCCACAGUGGUACAUGAUGAAAAAUCAGAGAGGUCACAGAGUCAAUGGAGAAAUAAUGCUGGCAAUUUGGAUGGGAACUCAAGCAGAUGAAGCUUUUCCUCAAGCAUGGCAUUCUGAUGCAGCCAUGGUUGGACUUGGUCCUAAAGCUGCUGCAAACAUAAGAUCAAAGGUCUACCUCUCACCUUCCCUUUGGUAUCUCAGGGUCAAUGUGAUUGAGGCUCAAGAUUUGGUACCAAAGAACAUAACCAGGUACCCAGAACUUUUUGUGAAGGUUGACCUGGGAAACCAGUCUUUAAAAACCAGAAUAUCUCAAAGAAAAACCAUGAAUCCUUUUUGGAAUGAGGAUUUGAUGUUUGUUUCUUCUGAGCCAUUUGAGGAGCCUUUGUAUCUGACUGUACAAGAUUGGGUUGGACCAGAAAGUGAGGGUGAGAUUGUGGGACGGUGUGUGAUUCCUUUGCAGAAUGUGCAAAAGAGGUUGGAUGACAAGCCUGUGAGCACAAGGUGGUUUAAUCUUGAAAAGCAUGAGGCUUUUGAAGGGGAAAUUACUACUAGAUUCUCAAGUAAGAUACAUUUGAGGGUUUGCUUUGAAGGUGGCUACCAUGUGCUUGAUGAAUCAGCUCAUUGCAGCAGUGAUCAUAGACCAGCUGCAAAACAGCUGUGGAGUCCAAAGAUUGGGAUUCUUGAAGUGGGGAUUAUCAGUGCACAGAAGCUAAUGCCAAUGAAGAGAAGAAAUGGUCAAGGAACCACAGAUGCAUAUUGUGUAGCUAAAUAUGGGAACAAGUGGAUCCACACAAGGACAAUUGUGGAUAGUCUUUCUCCAAAGUGGAAUGAGCAAUACACAUGGGAUGUUUACGAUCCAUGCACUGUUAUCACAAUAGGGGUCUUUGAUAAUGCUCAUUUACAAGGUGGAUCAAGAGAUUCAAUAAUAGGGAAGGUGAGAAUUAGGCUGUCUACACUUGAAGCUGGCAAGGUGUACACACACUCUUAUCCUCUCUUAGUGCUACAAUAUUCAGGUUUGAAGAAAAUGGGAGAAGUGCAAUUAGCUGUGAGGUUCACAAGUUUAUCUGUGGUGAACAUGCUGUCAAUGUAUUCACAACCAUUGUUGCCAAAAAUGCACCACAUUCAUCCUCUAUCUGAAAUUCAGAAACAUUGGUUGAGGUAUCAGGCUAUGCAGAUUGUGUCAAUGAGGUUGAGCCGGGCUGAGCCGCCACUGAGGGAAGAGGUGGUAAAAUACAUGCUGGAUGUGGAUUCACACAUGUGGGGCAUGAGAAGGACCAAAGCUAAUUACUUCAGAAUAGUUGAAGUUCUUGGUGGGUUGACAACCAUUGGAAGGUGGCUUGAUAAUAUCUGCAAUUGGAAAAGCCCUCUCAAAACCAUUCUUAUCCACAUCGUUUUCAUUAUACUGGUUCUUCAUCCAGGGUUCAUUCCUCCCACAAUUUGCAUGUACCUUGUUUGGAUUGGAGUUAGGAACUACAGGUGGAGGCCAAGACACCCUCCUCAUAUGAACACUCCACUAUCUCUUGCUGGUGUCACUCUUGAUGAAUUAGAAGAAGAGUUUGAUACAUUCCCAACUUCAAGAUCACCACAAGUUGUUAAGAGGAGGUAUGAUCGUUUAAGAAGCGUUUCAGGGAGGGUCCAGAUUUUUCUUGGUGACUUGGCCACUCAAGGAGAAAGGUUCCACAAUUUGCUAAGUUGGAGAGACCCUAGAGCUACCACUCUAUUUGUCACAUUCUGUUCCAUUGCUGCUUUUGUUCUGUAUGUCACUCCAUUCCAAGCUGUGUCCCUUCUUAGUGGAUUCUAUGUGCUAAGGCAUCCCCGAUUCCGCCAGAAACUUCCCUCAUUGCCAUUAAACUUCUUCAAGAGGUUGCCUGCAAGAGUAGAUGACAUAAUGUGAUGUGGGAUGAUCUUUUCUUCAGUCAUCAUCUUCAAUCAGAUA
Molecule: messenger RNA, 2362 nt
Organism: Lotus japonicus
Lineage: Eukaryota; Viridiplantae; Streptophyta; Magnoliopsida; Fabales; Fabaceae
Product: multiple C2 domain and transmembrane region protein 5-like
Exons: 1
Coding region: 8-2320 (770 amino acids)
Source: RefSeq, a predicted model, not a curated record